Molecule: messenger RNA, 2149 nt
Organism: Monomorium pharaonis (pharaoh ant)
Lineage: Eukaryota; Metazoa; Arthropoda; Insecta; Hymenoptera; Formicidae
Product: coiled-coil domain-containing protein 174
Exons: 2
Coding region: 298-2064 (588 amino acids)
Cellular component (GO): nucleus
Source: RefSeq, a predicted model, not a curated record
AAAUCUGCAUUGUAUAUAGCCUAUGGUCAAAUUGUGUAAUAUAACCUCGAAAUCGUCUGUCAUGUUGAAAGAUGUGUUUUCUAAUUUUCUACUUAUUUAUGGAAAGUUGUGAAAUUUAUUUAUAUAAUUGAUAUAAUUAAAUAUAUGUGUUGAAUUCUCCGUCAAAUAAUUUACAGAGAAAACAUUGAUUGCAUAGUCACAUCUGUGCUGGAUUUUUGCGAAAAAUUGUAAUACUUCCUUUACAAAGAACGUUAUUCUAAUUUACUGAAGUAACAGUUGAAAUUGAACGCUCCAACAAUGAAUAUGACAAAGAAAAUAAACGUCAACUUUUCAUCUUUGGUGGGUCUGAAAGCAGAGUUGUUGAGAAAGCAAGCUGAAGUAAAUGAGGUCAAGUUGAAGACCGAACCUGUUAAUGUGCCGCUAAUAAAUAAGAAAAAGAGCAAGAAAGUUGUUGCGGAUGACACAGAAAAAACCACUAAGAGAUCCAUAGACUCGGAGGACAUUGUCGCUCACAAAAAGUCAAAAUUAAUGUUGGAAGCCAAAGCAAGGUUGUAUGAGAGAUUAAAGAAAUCAAAGAACAAUAACGAUAAAUUUCUCGUCGAUUUUGAGAACAAAUUGGAUGAGCCCAACGACGAAGAAUUUGUGGACGAAACAGUUGAGAAAGAAUAUCCUAUAGAGCCAGAAGAAAAUUGGGUGGAGUAUCAGGAUUGUUUUGGACGUACCAGGAAAUGUUUGCGAGAGGAUCUACCACAUAUGCAGAGGAAGGACGACUUGAUAAAGCAGGAAAUAAUGAAAUCUGCAGAUGAGAACAAAGAAGAGGAAAACAAAGAUCAGUAUCCUGUUCAGGAGAAAGAACCUGAAAUAGAAAUCAUGAGAAGAAAAUGGGAGGAACAAACACGAAAGCUCGCGGACAAGGUUGACAUACAUUAUCAAGACAUACUGUUUGACGAGGCGCGAACACAUGGUGUUGGUUACUAUGCAUUCUCGCAAGAUGAAGAGGAGAGAGUGAAGCAGCAGGAAAAUUUAUCAAACCUGAGGAAGGAAACCGAGAGGAAGCAGAGGGAGAUGAAGGAGCUCAAGGAAUUGAAGGAGAAAAUGGAACAGAACAGACUGAAAGCAGCGAGAAUAAGACAACGUAUCAGAGCUGGUUUGCCAGCGGAGCCUACAGAGGAGGAGAUAGCCCAAGAAAACAACAAGUUAAUCGAUUCGACUGACAAUAUUAAUAUUACUGAGGAAGACGAAUCUGCUAAAAAGGAUAAAGAGAAGUCUAACGAAGAGAACGAUUGUACGUCCGCAAGCGUCAAUGAAUCUGCUGGGGAAAAAGAGAUUAGCGACGAGGAUAAAAUAAGAGCCUUUGGGGAGCUUCUGGACAAGAAAAAUCAUUGGCACGUAAUGUCGCAGGAGGAAUGGGUAGAUAAAUGUAGAGCGCAAAGAAUCAGCGAAUUUGGGCCAGUUUACGCUAAUUUUAUGAGUGGUGGGUUUUACAAUACCUCUCAGAGCAUCGACGAGCAGUCGGCACAUACAGAAAGUAAAGAAUUGGAUGACACAGAUACUCGUGACUCUCAGAAAUCUGUUCGAGAAUCCAAUGGCAAUUUACAGAAUCGUGAGGAUAGUAACAAUUCUGUUAGUAAUGAGGUGGUUUCCAUCGUAAAAGAUAUCGAUAACCAAAAUGAUAAAAAUACUUCAUCAGAAUAUAACACAACUAAUGACAGACCUCAUGAAUUAUCCGAAGGUACAAUAGGUCCCACAUUGCCUCCCACUGUAACUAUAUCCAAUCUACUUCAGAGACAAACGACCGUUUCAUAUCCGCUAUCUCAUCUAACCAGCAGUUAUUCACGAAAUAUAUAUGGAUAUUCUGAAAUAUACACGCCUGAAUGCCAACAAGAACAGAUAGAUGCCAUGAACAUCCCUCUUCCUGGCGAAAAUAUUUCAGCUUCAGCUUCUAGCAGUAACGUUCACGCGAAGAAAGAAUCAUUGCCACGAAGCAUCAAUGAAGAUAACAUUAUGGCUGGUCUUAAGUACUUAAGAGAAAAAUUUGAAGCAAGUCACAGUAAAUGGACAUAAUAAAGAAUUCAUUAGUACUAUACUGAAUGUAAUUUUAUUGUAUAUAAUUGGUAAUUUAAUACAUAUUAUUUUAUAAAAAAAUAAA